Arachis duranensis is the source of this 984-nucleotide messenger RNA. Its product is annotated as HVA22-like protein c. Lineage: Eukaryota; Viridiplantae; Streptophyta; Magnoliopsida; Fabales; Fabaceae. Bases 200 to 760 code for a protein of 186 amino acids. The transcript is spliced from 5 exons. The record is from RefSeq and is a predicted model, not a curated record.
CCCAUUGUCAACUUUUUCCCACAAUUUGAUUUCUUUUCUUUUUUAAAUUUACUUUUGUUUUUUCGUGUCACUCUCCUCUUCAAGACACUGUUCUUCCCUCUCUCUCUCCCCACUCUCGGUCUAAACUCCAAACCCUCUUUCUCAGUUCAAAACCAACAACAGAGUGCAGAAAACGCAACAUCUUCAUUGCAGCACACACAUGGGGGCUUCUGAAAACAAUUUCCUCCACGUCAUUGCCAAGAACUUCGACGUUCUUGCACUGCCCUUAGUUACCCUCGUUUACCCUUUAUAUGCUUCAAUCCAGGCCAUAGAGACCAGGUCAAUUGCUGAUGACCAACAAUGGCUCACAUAUUGGGUUCUCUAUUCUUUGAUAACACUCUUUGAGCUCACUUUUGCCAAAGUUCUUGAAGUGCUUGCCAUAUGGCCCUAUGCCAAGUUGAUACUUAGUUGCUGGUUGGUUCUUCCACACUUUAAUGGCGCAGCGCAUGUUUAUAAGCAAUACAUUAGACCUUUCUAUAUGAACCCACAACUUCCGCACCUGCCGCAGAUGCCACGAACUUCUCACAUGUGGUAUGUUCCAAGAAAGAACAUAUUCAGCAAGCAAGACGAUGUUUUGACCGCGGCUGAGAGAUACAUGGAAGAGCAUGGAACAGAAGCCUUUGAAAGACUCAUAAGCAGGGAUAGAGAAGCUAGAGCAAGGCAUCAUGGAGCAUACACAAAUGGAAAUUACACAAUCUUCAAUGAUGAUUUUAUAUAUUAGACUUUGUUAACACAAAUUUCUCUCAUUUGUGGCAUUGUCAGUUGCAUAUAUUUUAGUAGUUGUAUAAUGGUAUGAGAUACAAACGCUUUUACUGACCUUAAUUUCCUUUACAUUAAUUUUUCAAUAGGCAUCUACCUAGUACAUUGAGAUAGCUUAAGUUCUUAUGCACAAGGUAUGUACUAUGUAGUGAUCUAAUUUUGUUAAGCUUUAUUUUUUUGUUCUCC